GUCGCGUUUUGAGCGGCGGUGGCCCGGAGCGGGAGAGGUUUGUCCGCCGCGGCCCGCGGUAGGGAGGCCCCCGGGAGCGGGAGCAAUGGCGGCGGAGAAGGAGCCGCUGACGGCCGCCGCGGUGCAGCGACUGGUGGAGCGGAAAGACGCGGUGGAGGCGCAGAUCAGAGCUUAUUACGAGGUGUUGGAGACGCAAAAGGACGCUGGGAUGGAGCAGCCUUUGGUUGAUGUGGAGGGAUACCCGCGGACUGACAUCGAUAUUUACCAGGUCCGAACGGCGCGACACAACAUCAUCUGCCUGCAGAACGACCACAAGGAGCUGAUGACCAGGAUCGAGGAGGCGCUACAUGGGCUCCACGCACGAGAGCGACAGAAGCGACUGCUGGACGCGACCGAUUCACAGAUGGAGGCCGUGAUGCCGGACGCCAGCCCCCCACUGCGGGCCUUCGCCAAAGUGGACAUGGUGGCCCCAGGCUCCCCGGCCAGUGUCGCCGGUUUGCUACCCGGUGAUGAGAUUGUUGAAUUUGGCACCGUCAACACACAGAACUUCCAAAACCUGCAGAAUAUCGCCAGUGUCGUGCAGCACAGUGAAACAAGACCGCUGAGUAUCACAGUGCUUCGAACAGGAAAGAAGUUGCACCUCGGCCUUACACCUCAUCGAUGGAGUGGAAGAGGAUUGUUGGGGUGCAAUAUCAUUCCUUUAUAGAAGUAGAUCUCGAAAACUGUUUCUCGACCACUCGCUCAAUCAAUCACUCGCUCGAUCAAUCAGCCACUCGCUUGCUCAGCCGGAGGAAGUUCUCAUCUGGCUGCAGAUUACUCUCGAGCUGGAGGCACAAUAAGGAGCAGCGUUUUCCCCACCAGAGGAACAUGGAGUCCUAUUUCUACCAACUUCUACCACAGGAGUUGCAGACGUCACAAUUAGGAUCCGAAAUCUCAGUCGUGAAAUUGGAAACACAGCGCAGAAGUUUGAACUUGUUUUUUUCCUAUUUUAGCUCUUAAAAAAAAAACAACUGUGUCCAGGUUUUUUUUAAAAAAGAAUUUUUAGAACUUUCCAAAAUUAUGCACAAUGGUCUUAAGACUUAACACAGUGAGCAAUUGUAGGCCUUUCUAUUAAAACUUAAGGCAGUUUUUUGGGGGAUUUUGUUUUAUUGAAUCUAUUUUUUUAGCACUGAGGAUUUUUUUGGUGCAGUUUCUUACUUGUCUUCUUCCUGAACUAUUAUUUUGUUCCCUUUUCACAGUCUUCCUGCCCCGUGUUUCAGCUCUCGGGGUGUCGAGUGGCAGCCUGCCUCUCUGUGGUGGUGAUUUGGCGGGUGAGUGAGUGGGGGAGAGAGAGGAAGUGAGUGAGUUUAUCCAAUUUGUUGAAAAUGGUUGGCGUAAAAGAAUGGGUUUGAACUCAGGCUAUUCUGGAUAUACUUUCAAUAUAAUUCAGUGUAUCCAAGUCAUUGCUGAUUUACUGGGAAAGGAUGAAUUACACAGAGUUCACAAAGUCUACAGUCGUGCGUGAAACACACUCACUUUCUGUAGAAUGGUGGAACACUUUUUCUCUCGUAGCACCUGGUACUUCUGUUGCAAAGACCCAGAAGGUUUAACAGAUUUACAAUCCACACGGAUUUCCUUUUGCUCUGUGCCACACUGACUGUUUUGACGUGACUCGUUUGUUGCAGUGCUGAAGUGUGACUGACUUUUUUUCCUUCCAAUCUUACACUCUGAAGAUAGCCGGGAACGAGAUGUGUGUGCAUCUGAUGUUAAAACUGUUUGGGCUUGAAAAAUAAAACAGGAAAUUGUGUAACUGCAA
Molecule: messenger RNA, 1795 nt
Organism: Callorhinchus milii (elephant shark)
Lineage: Eukaryota; Metazoa; Chordata; Chondrichthyes; Chimaeriformes; Callorhinchidae
Gene: psmd9
Product: proteasome 26S subunit, non-ATPase 9
Exons: 6
Coding region: 86-706 (206 amino acids)
Biological process (GO): proteasome regulatory particle assembly
Cellular component (GO): nucleus; cytoplasm
Molecular function (GO): protein binding
Source: RefSeq, a predicted model, not a curated record